Synchiropus splendidus (mandarinfish) is the source of this 1912-nucleotide messenger RNA. It is a transcript of the gene sfxn1, whose product is annotated as sideroflexin 1. Gene Ontology annotation, cellular component: mitochondrial inner membrane. Gene Ontology annotation, molecular function: monoatomic ion transmembrane transporter activity. The record is from RefSeq and is a predicted model, not a curated record. The coding region runs from base 172 to 1140 and encodes 322 amino acids. Lineage: Eukaryota; Metazoa; Chordata; Actinopteri; Syngnathiformes; Callionymidae. The transcript is spliced from 11 exons. Gene Ontology annotation, biological process: serine import into mitochondrion; monoatomic ion transport.
CCUCCUCUGGGGGGAUGUGUCUUUCUCUCGGUGUGUGUGUGAGUGUGAGAGCGAGUGCGUGUGUGCGUGUGUGUGUGCUCGCUGCUCCGCUGACGCCGCUGCGUGUAAGACUAGCCGCGUCCGCAGCCUCUUCCCGGACUCUUCGCCACCGAGGCCCUUCGCACAAUAAAUAUGGCAGCAGAACUUUCCACCUCCAUAAACAUCAAGGAGCCCCGCUGGGACCAGAGCACGUUCAUGGGCCGAGCCAAACACUUCUUCACAGUCACAGACCCCAGAAAUGUCCUCCUCACCAACGAACAGCUGGAGCACGCGCACAAGAUCAUCACAGACUACAGGAAAGGCGUGGUGUCUCCGGGGCUGACGGAGGAUGAGCUCUGGAGGGCCAAGUAUGUGUUCGACUCCGCCUUCCACCCGGACACUGGCGAGAAGAUGAUCCUGAUCGGCCGCAUGUCAGCACAAGUUCCCAUGAACAUGACCAUCACCGGAUGCAUGAUGACGUUUUACAAGACGACCCCAGCUGUUGUGUUCUGGCAGUGGAUCAAUCAGUCCUUCAACGCUAUCGUCAAUUACACCAACAGAAGUGGUGACGCUCCCAUCACAGUCGGUCAGCUGGGCACGGCGUACGUGUCGGCCACGACAGGAGCCGUGGUCACCGCGCUGGGUCUCAACUCUCUGUCCAAGCAUGUCUCACCACUCAUCGGGCGCUUUGUUCCCUUCGCUGCUGUAGCGGCAGCCAACUGCAUCAACAUCCCGCUGAUGAGGCAACGGGAGCUCAAACACGGCAUUCCCAUCACGGACGAGAACGACAACAGGUUAGGGGAGUCCACCAAAGCAGCACAACAAGCCAUCUCUCAGGUCGUGGUCUCCAGGAUUCUCAUGGCAUCUCCAGGAAUGGCCAUCCCCCCGUUUCUGAUGAACCAUUUGGAGAAGAAGGCAUUCCUGAAGAGGUUUCCAUGGAUGAGUGCACCCAUUCAAGUCGGCCUGGUGGGAUUCUGCCUGGUGUUCGCCACGCCGCUCUGCUGCGCCCUCUUCCCUCAGAAGAGCUCCAUAUCAGUCAGCCGUCUAGAGCCGGAGCUGCGGGAGAAGAUCCGAGCCAGUCACCCCGGAGUGGAGAGGGUCUACUUCAACAAAGGUCUAUGAGUGUCGGACCCGCCUCCUCCAAACACUGCCAGACCCCCCGGUCAGGCCCGACCCGCGCCCUCGGCCUCGGCCCUCCUCAUUCAGUGUGCCAAAGUUGAGUUUGCGUCUUCAGCGCCGUCACAGAGAUUCCCGCAGAAGUAUUUUGAUUCAGAUGUCUACGUUUCUUUCUAUUAAUGGCCAAGCUAAUUAAGUCAUUGUAAUUUCACCGUGUGAUUCCCAGAUUCUGUGUCAUGGUGUUAGGCCCAUCACACACACACACACACACACACCAUGAGGUUCAUGACGAAAUCCCGACCCGAGAAAAUGUGACGCAGCAUACCAGCGAACUUGGUGCUAUUUAAUACAGAGGUAAUCCCAUCAUAUUUAUUCAAGCGUGAACAAACCACUCCUGUAGGCGACUUUUGAUAUUUACCCAGGGUCCUCUGCUUCAACGCGAAACCAAACACUUUCUGGAUUAGUCAGUCGAUCCGUCGAUGCGUUUACGAUGAAUUCAAGAUCAUCACUGCUUGUUUUUAGACUGUAGAACUACACUGAAAUUGAAAAAAAAAAUCGAUAGUAAGGAAGAACAUUCAAAUACUUUCUCUGAACUGAACUUUUUAGAUACGCUAGCUGCAAAAUUGUAGCCAACACUACAUAAAAAAAUACUUAGCUUUCAUUAGUAAAUCUCCAACCCAGUUUGGCCCCCUUCCGGUCGACACAGAAAUAGGCAUUUUGUCUUAAACUCAAGUGUUUUCAGGACUCAUAUGCUUCAGGUACCAGUCGUUUUAAACAG